Messenger RNA from Lathyrus sativus (Indian pea), 1455 nucleotides. NCBI's taxonomy places the organism in Eukaryota, Viridiplantae, Streptophyta, Magnoliopsida, Fabales, Fabaceae. The record is from the annotation of a GenBank genome assembly.
AUGGAGAGUACUGGGAGAAGGAUCACGGUGAGUCCUCGACCUUGCUGCGGCCGGAGAGUGAUUGCGAAGAAGACUGGUCGUGGUGGAACCGGUGAUGGUUUUGUCAACAGUGUUAAGAAGCUUCAGAGACGUGAAAUCAGCUCCAAACGUGAUCGGGCUUUUAGUAUGACCGAUGCUCAAGAGCGAUUCAGGAAUAUUAGCUUGCAGGAAGAAUAUGAUACACAUGAUCCCAAAGGUCCUUCGGCUUUGAUAUUGUCAUUUUUGAGAAAAAGAUCGAAGAUUAUUGAGAUUGUGGCAGCACAAGAUAUUGUUUUUGCUCUUGCACAAUCUGGUCUUUGUGCAGCAUUUAGCCGAGAAACCAAUCAAAGGAUAUGCUUUUUAAAUGUCAGUCCAGAUGAAGUUAUAAGGAGUCUAUUUUAUAACAAAAAUAAUGACUCACUUAUCACAGUUUCUGUCUAUGCAUCAGACAGUUACAGUUCCUUGAAAUGCAGAAGCACAAGGAUUGAAUACAUUAGGAGGGGUAAGCAUGAUUCUGGCUUUCCUCUUUUUGAAUCCGAGUCUCUGAAGUGGCCAGGGUUUGUAGAGUUUGAUGAUGUAAAUGGGAAGGUACUUACAUACUCUGCUCUGGAUAGUGUGUACAAGGUAUUUGACUUGAAAAACUAUUCAAUGUUGUACUCCAUUUCUGAUAAAAAUGUCCAGGAGAUUAAGAUCAGUCCGGGGAUCAUGUUGUUGAUUUUUGCUAAAGCAAGUAGCCAUGUCCCACUUAAAAUCCUUUCAAUAGAAGAUGGUACUGUUUUGAAAUCGUUCAACCAUCUCCUUUAUCGGAAUAAGAAGGUGGAUUUUAUCGAACAGUUCAACGAAAAGCUACUUGUCAAGCAAGAAAAUGAAAACCUUCAAAUUCUUGAUGUGCGGAAUUUUGAGCUGAGAGAAGUUAGCAGAAGUGAAUUUAUGACACCUUCUGCAUUUAUCUUUCUAUAUGAGAACCAACUAUUCUUAACAUUUCGAAACCGGACUGUGGCUGUGUGGAACUUCCGUGGAGAGCUUGUAACUUCUUUUGAGGACCAUCUCUUGUGGCAUCCUGACUGCAAUACAAACAACAUAUACAUAACCAGUGACCAGGAUCUUAUCAUAUCCUACUGCAAAGCUGAUUCAGAUGAUUCGUUAUCUGAAGGAAGUGCGGGUUCUAUUAAUGUCAGCAACAUUUUAUCUGGCAAGUGUCUUGCUAAAAUAAGAGCAAGCAAUAGUUCUUCAAAGGAUGACAAGUGCAGUUGCUGUGACAGUUCUUCAAGUGAAAGUUGUAAUUCAAAAAAGCGAAAGCAUGUCUCCGCUGUCUCCAAAAUGAGAAGCACGGUUGCUGAAGCCUUGGAAGAUAUUACUGCUCUCUUCUAUGACGAAGAUCGCAAUGAGAUCUAUACAGGAAAUAGGCAUGGUCUAGUUCAUGUUUGGUCUAACUGA